Lampris incognitus (smalleye Pacific opah) is the source of this 882-nucleotide messenger RNA. RefSeq names its product retinal G protein coupled receptor b (gene rgrb). The record is from RefSeq and is a predicted model, not a curated record. Gene Ontology annotation, biological process: phototransduction; visual perception; G protein-coupled receptor signaling pathway. Gene Ontology annotation, molecular function: G protein-coupled receptor activity. The coding region runs from base 1 to 882 and encodes 293 amino acids. Lineage: Eukaryota; Metazoa; Chordata; Actinopteri; Lampriformes; Lampridae. The transcript is spliced from 7 exons. Gene Ontology annotation, cellular component: membrane.
AUGGCAGCGUACACUUUACCAGAGGGAUUCACUGAAUUUGAUAUGUUUACAUUCGGCACAGCUCUUCUCGUUGGGGGCUUGCUUGGAUUCUUCCUCAACGCCAUCACAAUAUUGGCAUUCCUCAGAGUGAAGGAGUUGCGGACUCCAAGUAACUUCUUUGUGUUCAAUCUUGCUCUGGCUGACAUCAGUCUGAAUAUAAAUGGCCUUACAGCAGCCUAUGCCAGCUACCUCAGAUAUUGGCCAUUUGGUGAAGAUGGAUGUGCCUACCAUGGUUUUCAGGGAAUGAUAUCUGUCCUAGCCUCCAUCAGUUUCAUGGCUGCCCUUGCCUGGGACAGGUACCACCAGUAUUGUACCAGGCAGAAGCUCUUUUGGAGCACAACUAUUACUAUGAGUAGUAUCAUCUGGAUUCUCUCCAUCUUUUGGGCUGCCGUUCCUCUCACUGGCUGGGGGGUUUAUGACUUUGAACCCAUGAGGACUUGCUGCACUCUGGACUACACCAGGGGAGACAGGGACUACAUAACGUACAUGCUAACACUGGUGCUGCUCUACCUGCUGUUCCCUUCCAUCACAAUGCUGUCAUCCUAUGAUUCAAUCUACAAACACUUCAAGAAGAUCCAUCACCACAAGUUUAACACCAGUUUGCCUUUGAGAGUAAUGCUGAUGUGCUGGGGCCCCUACGUGCUCAUGUGCAUCUACGCCUGCUUUGACAAUGUGAAAGUCAUAUCUCCAAAGCUGAGAAUGGUACUUCCAGUUUUGGCAAAGACAAACCCCCUUUUUAACGCACUCCUCUACUCUUUUGGGAACGAGUUCUACCGAGGAGGGGUGUGGCAUUUCCUUACCGGAGCAAAGAUCGUUGAUCCGGUGGUUAAGAAGACCAAAUAA